AUGCACCCAGCCAGGAGAGGAUGUGCACCAAUUGUUCCCUCAAUUCUCCUCUCCUGCUCCUCCUCCUUCCUCUGGAGCUUCCCUGGCCUCCCUCCUUUGCUGCUGCUGGCACCCCAGAUGCUGAGUUUGCUCAUGCUGCCUAGUCCCCUCAUGGUCUGCGGGCGCCAGGGCCCUACGAAGCGAAUCGUUGGGGGCUCGGAGGUGCAGGAUGGGGAGUGGCCCUGGCAGGUCAGCCUGCGACUCAAUGGCACCCACCACUGCGGGGGGUCCCUCGUCGCCCCACAGUGGGUGCUGACGGCAGCUCAUUGCUUCAGAAAGACCAGGAACCCUUCCCAGUUCUCAGUGCUACUUGGGACCCACAAGCAGCUGCACCCCAGCCCGCCUGCUGUCACAGCCUCCGUGGGGCAGAUUGUCCCCAACCCCCGCUACGGGGGCAAAGUCUCCAGUGGGGAUAUCGCCCUGGUCCAGCUAGAGAGGCCUGUGAACCUCACCAACCGCAUCGUCCCCAUCUGCCUCCCGGACGCCCAGGUCCAGUUCCUGCCAGAGACCAAGUGCUGGGUCACUGGCUGGGGGGAAGUCAAUGAUAGAGAGGACGGCAAAGCCCUAGAGAUGCUGCAGAAGCUGGAGGUGCCCAUCAUCGCCCAGGCAACGUGCGAUGCCCUCUACCGCAGGGGCAAAAGGCAGAACAUCCAGGAGGACAUGCUGUGCGCCGGGUACACCGAAGGGGGCAAGGACGCCUGUCAGGGUGACUCCGGUGGGCCGCUGGUGUGUAAAAUGGGACAGAGCUGGGUCCAGGCAGGAGUGGUGAGCUGGGGAGAAGGCUGUGCUCAGAAAAACCGCCCCGGCGUUUACGUCCGAGUCACCAGUUACCACGGCUGGCUCCAAGAGACCGUCCCAGGCCUGGCGUUUGUCCAGGGCACCACGAAUGGAACAGUCCACAGAUCUGCGGCUAACAGGAAUCGCGGGGAAAAAAUCAAAGAUGGCAGCUUCAGUCAUGCGCCCAUGGUGCUAGCCAACACCCUGCUUCUUGUGGCUUGUGCCCUGCACCUCAUCUGGAUUCUGUCCCAGACACCACUGGAGCCAGGUGCCUCUGGAGAAAUGUGGGGCAUCAGAGGUCUAAGCUGUCUGCUGGCCAUUCGACUGCUGCCCUUGCUGGAAGCUUGUGAGCAGCCAAAGGGAUCUCCCCGCAUUGUGGGAGGUAAUGAUGCCAAGAAUGGGUCCUGGCCCUGGCAGGUCAGCAUCCGUGAAGGCAGCAGCCACGUCUGUGGAGGGUCCCUCAUUGCUGAGAGCUGGGUGGUAUCAGCAGCUCAUUGCUUCGAUGGGGACAAGUCUGCCUAUCAUGUGAACCUAGGGGAAUAUCAGCUCCUGAACCCCUCUGAAAGUCUGGUAUCUUUUCCCAUCAAGGAGAUUUACCGCCACCCCAGCUACACUGAUAUCGGGUCCAGCGGUGACAUCGCGCUGGUGGAGCUGGAAACCCCUGUGAACUUCAACAGUGUUAUUUGUCCCAUCUGCCUUCCGGCCUCCUCUGUGGAGUUCCCUGCGGGCAUGGAAUGCUGGGUGACCGGCUGGGGUGACACUCAGUAUGGAGGGAGCCUGACAGCCCCCAAAACCCUGCAAGAGGUGCAGGUUCCCCUGAUAGACAGAAACACCUGCAACAGCCUCUUCAACACCGGCUCAUACCCAGACGACCCUCAGGGGAUCGAUCCCAUCAAGCAGGAUAUGAUCUGUGCAGGGUAUCCACAAGGGGAGAAAGAUGCGUGUCAGGGUGACUCUGGGGGACCCUUGGUCUGCGAAUGGGACAGCGCUUGGCUCUUGGCUGGGGUGGUGAGCUGGGGUGUGGAAUGCGCACGCCCCAACCGCCCGGGGGUCUACAUCCUGCUGCCCCCCUACGCUGACUGGAUCCAGGGCUACAUCCCCACCAUACCCUUCAUCAGGGAGAACCCAAGCAGGUACAACAUCUCCUGA
Molecule: messenger RNA, 1965 nt
Organism: Gopherus flavomarginatus (Mexican gopher tortoise)
Lineage: Eukaryota; Metazoa; Chordata; Testudines; Testudinidae
Product: transmembrane protease serine 9-like
Exons: 13
Coding region: 1-1965 (654 amino acids)
Biological process (GO): proteolysis
Molecular function (GO): serine-type endopeptidase activity
Source: RefSeq, a predicted model, not a curated record